This is a messenger RNA of Hevea brasiliensis (rubber tree), 1113 nucleotides long. RefSeq lists its product as uncharacterized. NCBI's taxonomy places the organism in Eukaryota, Viridiplantae, Streptophyta, Magnoliopsida, Malpighiales, Euphorbiaceae. Gene Ontology annotation, molecular function: nucleic acid binding. The record is from RefSeq and is a predicted model, not a curated record. The coding region runs from base 1 to 1113 and encodes 370 amino acids. The transcript has 4 exons.
AUGACCAUAGAUAAGGCACUCUAUGAUUUAGGUGCAAGUGUGAGUCUGUUGCCUCUAUCAAUAUCUCAGAAGUUGGAUGUAGGAGAGCUCAAACCCACAACAAUUUCACUACAAUUGGCUGAUCGAUCUGUCAAAUACCCGGUGGGCAUCCUAGAAAACAUCCCCAUUAAGGUGGGGAAAUUCUUCAUCCCAGUUGAUUUUGUUGUCUGGGAAAUGGAAGAGGAUGUCCAAAUUCCUAUCAUCCUGGGAAGACCUUUCUUAGCAACUGCCGGAGCUAUCAUAGAUGUUAAGAAUGGGAUCAAUGAAGCCUUAAUUUUAGCACCAAUAAUGCAACCACCUGAUUGGGAGCUACCAUUUGAGGUGAUGUGCGAUGCAAGUGACUAUGCAGUUAGAGCAGUGCUUGAACAAAGGAAAGAUAAAAAGCUCCAUGCCAUUUACCAAAGAAUUGGGAAUAUCUCAAGAAGGAAUGAAAUGCCAAUGCAUGGUAUACUUGAAAUAGAACUAUUUGACAUGUGGGGAAUAGACUUCAUAGGUCCAUUCCCAACUUCCUUUGGAAACAAAUAUAUCCUAGUUGGUGUUGAUUAUGUAUCAAAAUGGAUAGAAGCAAUAGCUACACCAAUAAAUGAUGCCAGAAAAUAUGGAGUGACCCACAAAGUGGCAACACCUUACCAUCCUCAAACUAGUGAUCAAGUAGAAGUUUCAAAUAGGGAGCUGAAGCAUAUCCUUAAGAAAAUAGUCAAUCGCUCAAGGAAGGACUGGCCUAUGAAGUUAGAUGAUGCAUUGUGGGUAUACCGCACUGUAUAUAAAACUCUUAUUGGAAUAACACCCUUCCUCAUGGUUUAUGGAAAAUCUUGCUACCUCUCUGUAGAACUUGAACACAAAGCCUAUUGGGCAAUCCAGACCCUAAAUUUUGACCUAAAAGCAGCUGGUGAAAAACGAUUUCUACAGCUCAAUGAGCUGGAAGAAAUCAGGCAAGAUGCGUAUGAGAAUGCUAGGAUCUUCAAGGACAAGACCAAAAGAUGGCAUGAUAAACGCAUAUCAAGGAAAGAGAUCAAGGAAGGAGACCUUGUCCUACUAUUCAAUUUGAGAUUAAAACUCUUCCAGGGAUGUUGA